AUGACUUUCUAUGGUCCAGCAUUUCCCAAUGAGGCAAAUACGGAAACAUUAGCAGCUUCACGACAACGUUUUGGUAAUCGAAGUGCCAAUAUGUUUUUCGUACGUCCUGCACGACAUGCUGCUUGUCCAAGACGUUUGAAAUUUAUGCAUAAUAUUAAAACUGGUUUUAUUUCAUAUGUGGAAGAUUCUCCUUAUGUCAAUCGUGCACCACAUAGAACUACGAUUUCAACUUCAAAUGAUCUGGACAUGGAUAAGAGUAAUGGUUUUGGUCUUUAUAAUUCAGCUGAUGCAUGGCGUCAGGAAUUAUUAGAAUUGGCUCAACAAAUAAAAUCAACACUUACACCAGCUGAUGAACAAGAUCAACCAUUUCGUCAAUCUCGAACGGCACGUUUAAAUAGAAAUGUUCCAAAACGAAGUUCUAGUUCAGCAUCAAGUUAUAAUUUUGAUUCAGUAAAUGAUUCAAAUGCUUCGAAACGAUUAUUACAACGACGUCCAAGUCAACGUUCUCAACGACCACAAACAUCAAAACCAAAAACUCCUAAUGGAAAAGCUGAUCAAGACCAAAACGGUGGUGAUGAAACUCAAGAUCCUGGCAUAUGGUUAAUUCCAAUUCUUUGCUACAUUUUACAAACCGAUAAUAUAUUUGAAGCACAAAAUUGGCUUGUAAAUGCACAACCGACUGAAAAACGUUUAGCUAUGGAAUUGAUUAGUCGAACAAUGCAAGAUAUGCAAAAUUAUGAAGGUGAUUUUCAAACGGAUACUCAAAAUUUUGAUCUAUCAGCACCAACAAAUCCAAAUAAUGUUUAUUGGCCAUAUAAAUUAUGGCAAAAACAAGAAAAAGAUCGUCAACAACAACAAAUUCAAACAUUUAUGAAACAAUCGAAAUUAAAUUCGCAAUGUUCAUCAAAUGCGGAUAAUGGCGAUACAUGUGAACGAGCUACAUCACCACUUCGAAUGGUUUCACCACAUAAACGUUUAUUAACACAAUCAACAAAUAAUUCUGUUGCUCCCAUUGAAUUAACUGUUAUCGAACGAUCAUCAACACGAAAUUCAAAUGAUCGAGCAACACCAACAAUUAUUGUUCGAGAUAGUCAAAGUCGAAUGAUGGAUCGACCAACUAAUUCGGAAAGACGUCCAUCAUCAAGACUUACAACAGCAAGAAGUCAAUAUGGAUAUGAUCAUCCAUCUCGUCGUGGUCAUCGUAUACAAACAAGUACAAAUUAUUCUCCCAAUGAAAAUAUAAAUCCACCAUCACCACAAGCACGUGGCAAAACUCCACUUAUUUAA
Adineta steineri is the source of this 1287-nucleotide messenger RNA. NCBI's taxonomy places the organism in Eukaryota, Metazoa, Rotifera, Eurotatoria, Adinetida, Adinetidae. The record is from the annotation of a GenBank genome assembly.